AUGGAGCAGCCGGCCAUGUCUUGGUCGGAGAUCAGUGAGAAUACCCUCAUCACAGCCGGAGAAGAUGACUUUUCCAAUUUCCUCGAAUUCAAUAUGAACUUUGCCGACCUCGAAGGGCACGGACCUUUAUCACAUUCCCAGCUACACGAUCAGCAGCAACAUGCAAUGGUUCAUCCGCCCACUACCGCUCCCGAGACUACGAUGGCCUCUAAUCCAGGGUCACAUCUCCAGUAUGCUGAGUCUAUGGACGGUCUGGCCAUGAAUUUCGGCCACUCCCAGUCACAGCCCGGUCCAAUUCCAUAUUCUACCCCGGACAUAACUCCGGGCUUCUGCGCCCAAGACUCCUCCCGGCAGUCCAUGAUGUCGCAACAGCAAUCUCAGCCCCAGCAGUAUGUGCAGAGUCGCCAGAUGAUUCCUCCAACUCCCAACAGUAUCGAGAUGCACGGGGGUUCCAUCCGCUAUCCGCAGUCACAGCGAGUGGCCGAGAAUUCUGAGAUGUAUGAUCAAUAUACGCGCAUGAACGAAGAACAGGCACUAUACACUCCACUUAUUUCCCCAGCAAUGACCCCGCUCGAAAACCAAUUCAGACUGCCAGAAUAUACCAUCCCGGGCGAGUACUCCUUUAGUCCGCUCUCAUCACCGGCACUUGAGGCCCAGAAUGGCCGUCACGGGAGUAACACCUUCCAGCAAUACCACUCCAAGCAGCUACCCGUAUCUGAUAUCGGCUAUCUACAAAACAAUGCUGAGGUGAAUCAUCUGCCGGGAACUUCUGCUCCACCAUCUCCUAGUAUCAUCCGCAAACCCAAGGCCCGGCGCACCUCGACGGUCUCCCGACUCUCAGGACGAAAUACUAAUAAGGCGAGACAAUCGCCCUCUAUUAGGGCACAGACGCAGCGGAGAGGGAAAUCAGGACCCAACACCGAGGAGUUCUAUAACAGCUUGUCUCAAGAACUGAACAAGCCGCACAAUCAUGAUGUUUGCUCUAUUCAAAAUAGUAGCAAUGAGGACUCACAGGAUUCAGUUUCCCCUGAGGCUUUAUCUGACCCAUUGAUGCCACCUCCAGCACUUCCUGCCCCGCGGAAGCCUUCCAUAGGAUUAAGCAGAACUACUUCCCAAUCUUCAGGCACAGCCGCCACUCCAGCGACGUUGAUGCGAAUUUUACGAUCACAACAAGCUGAGGACUCGCCAGGCCACUUCAUUGGCAAUGCACAACUCGAAAUUCCAGAUGAAACCAUGGAAGAUAUCUGUCUCCCCGAGUCGGUUACUACACCUCAGACGUUGCGUCCAAAGCCCGUCAUUGAUACGAGAUUACACUCCAAUUAUACAGGUAGCCCCGUAAUUUCCGCGGCUGGCGCUCCAUUCUUGAGCCCCGGGUCUGUAUGCCCCAGUCCACGAACGCUCGCUAUGCCAUCUCCUAGUGGGCCAGUACCAAAGAAAUCAGAAUCAUCGCGUGCAUCAGGUCGGAAACGGCCCAGCAUGAGUUCCACACAUGCGAGCCCCCAAUUACGGCCAAAAAUCAGCCCAAGCAUCCAGCCUCUCAUGCGAGCCGGUGAUGCAGGUUUAUCGCAAGAUGCACUCUACCUAGCUUCCAAGUCUAACUACCAACACAUCCUCGACGGCACAUUACCAUCUGGCGUCUCAUAUCCAGAUAAUCUGGCCGAGAACCUAAGCUCCAAGCGCACGAAUCACAAGUUAGCAGAGCAAGGGCGCCGAAAUCGUAUCAACACCGCCCUCAAAGAAAUUGAAGCGCUUAUUCCACCCGAAUUUAUACAAAUCAGACAAGCCAAAGAAGCUGCCGCUACAGGGGUCACCCCUGCAGAAAAGGAAAAAGAAAAGUCAAAUCAAACCAUCAGCAAGGCCAGCGCGGUCGAGAUGGCCAUCGACUAUAUUAAGGAUCUGCAGAAGAGCCUCGCUGAGGCUAAUGCAAAACUGGCCAUCCACGAGGCCAAGGCUCUCGGCGCUGCCAGCAAUGGAGAUACACCUGAGGUUAUUGAAAAAGUUGAGCAAUUGACCAGUAGCUCCACAACUGAAGCUCACUUAUGA
Molecule: messenger RNA, 2043 nt
Organism: Penicillium taxi
Lineage: Eukaryota; Fungi; Ascomycota; Eurotiomycetes; Eurotiales; Aspergillaceae
Product: phosphate-sensing transcription factor PHO4
Exons: 2
Coding region: 1-2043 (680 amino acids)
Molecular function (GO): protein dimerization activity
Source: RefSeq, a predicted model, not a curated record